Manis javanica (Malayan pangolin) is the source of this 3380-nucleotide messenger RNA. RefSeq names its product R3H domain and coiled-coil containing 1 like (gene R3HCC1L). The record is from RefSeq and is a predicted model, not a curated record. NCBI's taxonomy places the organism in Eukaryota, Metazoa, Chordata, Mammalia, Pholidota, Manidae.
GCGGGCUCCCGCCUGGGGCGGGCUCCCGCUUGGGGCGGAGGUUACUGGGAAGCUCCGGCCCUUCGACCCCUGCGGGCCCUAGGUUGCUGAGGACCCUCCCGAAGCUCACCUGCUCUUCCGGGGCAGCAUACCCGCUGUGGGGCCACCCCUCAAAUACUCCUUGAGGAGUGGACAUUCCUUUCGCGGGUUUCAACAGGUUACCCAUUUCUGGCAGGAGUACCACAGAGGUAAUGCUACUCUUCUCGGGGCAUCAUGUCAGGAAACACAGAUGUUGAAAUACUGAUUGAGGUGGUGCCAUGCAGCAAGAAGCAGAGAGAUGCAGAGUUCGAGCCAGAAGGCCUGACAUGGCACUUUAUGUACCUAAAGCUCGAAGAGGUGUAAUACUCCUCAAGUCAGGUGAUGGGGAAAAAAGAUGUGGUCAACCUAACUCCAUGGUGAAACAAGAACAAAAAGAAGAAUGUCUGUCCCAAAAGGAGAGCUUUAGAGACAAACCUGAGGCUCAAAGACUAAGUAAUAUUAAGGAGUACAAUCUUAGGGGAGGAAAGAAAUCUUCAAAAAAAUUAAGAAAAGACAAAUGUCUUCAAGCAAGCAAGCAAGCUAGUGUUGGUACUAAGAGGGGAAGUACAGAAUCCAAAGAAGUAUUAUCCCAAGGACAUCAGCACAGAGUCCCAGAUCCUGGGAUUAUACCUAGUAUACCUUUACAAAGACAUUUAAAACCACUGAAGGUGAAGUGUUUGGAGGUUGGAACCACAGAUGUGACAAGACAUGAGAGGUUGCCUCUCCCUCAGUCUUGUUCAGAAACCAGUGAGGCUCAAGCUCUGAUAAACAGAACAUUACAAAAUAAGGAAUUCUGUGAUUUCAGUAGGCAUGAAUUAAGUGGGGAAGCAUGUAAAGACAGAGGUUUGGAAAGCAGAACUGAAACUGAUACCAAGGUUGUGGCGAUACUAUCCCAGUUUCCUGGAGUUUUUAGUUCUGUGUUGACAUCUCAGAGUAUGACUGUACCAGUAAAACCAACUUCUGAUUCUGGGAUUGUACAACAAAGCAUGCAAACCUCAGGUGGAGUGUUGAAGCUCAGCAAUGGAGGUGUCACCAUGAGUUCUGUUCCUGGAAGUCCGGAUGGUGUCACUGACCAAACUUGUGUAGACUUUGAAGCUGAGAAUGUUGGUGAUAGAUCCAACAAUACUGAUUUCAUGUUGGGUCAGAAAAGUAUAGAUUCCAUUCCUGAUACCGUGAGUAACAUCUCUCAUAGAAUGACUGUAAUCCCCAAAUUAGAGAGCACAAAUGGCAUUUUUGAUUCAACAAUGAUUAGAGAGUAUGAGAAUGACAGCACUGCUGAUGAGUUAUGUGUACAGUAUGAACCUUCUGAUGCAGCUUUCCUUCCUCAUGAAACAGUUACAGAAAAUGGCUCUAAGAGCUUAGGUGACAUUACCAAUAAGGCAUGUAUGAUAGACAUUACAGAUGUCAUGCCCAAUCAGAAAGCUGUAGGCAGCUCUUGUAGAGUUGCAGUUAGAAUAGUUGAUGGGGCCUGUAGCAACAUAAGUAAUUCCUCAGAAUAUUUAGAAAUGAGUGCAGAUACAGCUCCUCUUCAUACAGCUGGAAGUGGUAAUGACACUGAAAAUUUCAGCAACCUGACUGCUUGCUCAGAUAUUUAUGCUGAGAGUAUUUCAUCUAUUUUCACAAAGUCAACAGGAAAGUUGAUAGAGAGCUUGUCAGAUUCUGCUUCUUCCUUACCUAUAAAGAAGAUUGCUGGUAGUAAUUGUAACACUUUUUUGGACUCUGAACUCAGUAUGUUAAAUGGGACAGUACUAUCAGACAGUGCCUUGGGCAAUGAUCUAGAUUGUACUGGUGAUAUAGCAGAGGCAUUGAAUGAACUAAAAACUGCUGAAGAGUUCAAAACGAAAGAGGAAGAUGACUCAGAGAAUAUAGAAUUUGGUGUAUCCUUUCCUGAUAUAGACUCUUUGUCUGUGGAAAAAUCCAUGGAAAUGAAAGCAACUAAAACUUCUUACAUGGAAGAAAGUGCUGCCAUUGAGGAGAGCUGGGAGUCUAUGUUUAAUGAUGAUGGUGACUGCCUGGAUCCACGUCUUCUACAAGAGUUAUCAGGGAAUAUGAAGAAUAGAGAAAACAUCCAGGAACCUAGAUUUGAUUAUUACAACCAUGAAGUUUCUGAUAUUGACCUCAGUGAUUGUGAAUUCCCACAUGUCAUUGAAAUUUAUGACUUCCCCCAAGAAUUUCGUACUGAAGACCUCCUACGGAUUUUCUGCAGUUAUCAUAAGAAAGGAUUUGAUAUUAAGUGGGUGGAUGAUACACAUGCCCUCGGAGUGUUCUCCAGUCCAGUCACAGCUCGUGAUGCUCUGGGUAGUAAACAUACCAUGGUGAAGAUCCGGCCCUUGUCACAGGCCACAAGAGCAGCCAAGGCGAAGGCUAGAGCUUAUGCCGAGUUCCUCCAGCCAGCAAAGGAGCGUCCUGAGACUUCAGCAGCCUUAGCCCGAAGGUUAGUCAUCAGUGCCCUUGGGGUUCGAAGUAAGCUGAGCAAAACAGAACAGGAAGCAGAGCUCAGGAAACUGCAAGAGGCCCGAGAGAGAAAACGACUGGAAGCCAAGCAACGGGAAGAUAUCUGGGAAGGCAGAGACCAGUCUGCAGUUUGAACAUCACUCAGUGAAAGGGGAUAUUCCAUGAAUUCAGAAAAUAUUUCCUUAGUCUUCAAAUAAGAGGAUCCUUCCAGAGAUCUGUGCACAUGCAGAUGUGCAUGUUAAUGGAAGAGAGAGCCAAAACUAUCAAGACAAGGACUGACUGGGUAUAGAAAGAAGAUAGAUUCCUGUCUGUCUUCACUCCUAAAUGCAGUUCUUUGGAAUCACCCCACUGUGUUGGGUAUAGAAGGAAGCUGUUAGUUAGGAAGAAGCUUGGACGAUGUGACUUUUGAGUCCUCUGGACAGAGCAAGUCAUGUUAGUGUGGGUCACACUUCGGAGCUAUUUUAAGCAAAUACAAAACAGAGGAUUCAAACCUGCAAUGAUGGGAGAUUUAGGCUCUGCAAAGGCAGGGUGUUCCUUGUACCUCUCAAAGCUGAGAACAGCAGUAUUGGGUGGGGGAGGGGAGGGAGCAGUUAGUACAAAAAGACAGAACAGUGUCCGAUGUACUUGGUAUUCACAGAAUCUACACCGUCAGGCCAGAACUCCAAAGCUGCUGAAUUGCAACAGAAGUAGAAAAUUGGACUCCAGAGUUUGUACUGAGCUGUACCUCGGGCUGUCCAUCUACAUAGCAGCCAGGGGCAUGCCAGCCUCAUUCCUCAUAGGAAGCCAGUGUUGGGAGCUGGGUGCCAGUUCCAGUUUUAAGCAGUACUAUCAUGUUGUAAGUGGGAGACAUUAAAGCCCAUUUUAUGACA